Messenger RNA from Ictalurus furcatus (blue catfish), 4210 nucleotides. It is a transcript of the gene wnt3a, whose product is annotated as wingless-type MMTV integration site family, member 3A. NCBI's taxonomy places the organism in Eukaryota, Metazoa, Chordata, Actinopteri, Siluriformes, Ictaluridae. Gene Ontology annotation, biological process: multicellular organism development; cell fate commitment; neuron differentiation. Gene Ontology annotation, cellular component: extracellular region. Gene Ontology annotation, molecular function: cytokine activity; frizzled binding. The coding region runs from base 624 to 1682 and encodes 352 amino acids. The record is from RefSeq and is a predicted model, not a curated record. The transcript is spliced from 4 exons.
CUCUCUCUCUCUCUCUCUCUCUCAGUGUAAGUCUACCUAACUUGUCCCUCUCUCUCUUUCUCUCUCUCUCUCAGUGUAAGUCUAUCUAACUCGUCCCUCUCUCUAUCACUCCCAGUAUAAGUGUAGCUAACUUGUCCCUCUCUCUCUCUCUCUCUCUCUCUGUAUAAAUGUAGCUGAUUCGUCUCUCUCUCUCUCUCUCUCUCUCUCUGUAUAAGUGUAGCUAACUCUUCCCUCUCUCUCCCUCUCUCUCACUCCCAGUAUAAGUGUAGCUAACUCGUCCCUCUCUCUCUCUCUCUCUCUCUCUCUCUCUCUCUCUCUCUGUAGAAGUCUAGUUAACUCAUCCCUCCCUCCCUCUCUCUGUCUCUCUCUCUGUCUCUCUCUCUUUCUCUCUCUCGCUCCCAGUAUAAGUGUAGCUGACUCGUCCCUCCCUCUUUCAGUGUCAGCACUGGCCGUUACCUGCUCCGUGCUCUCUCUCGCCCUCACACUCUCUCUCUCACUCACACACACAUGAAUACACACGUUAUUGCCAUGAUUGUGACACACAGUCGAGCGUGUUUGUGGGAUUAGACACAGUGUGUGUGUGAGAGUGUGUGUGUGUGUGUGUUGGAGGAACUUGGUUAAGGAUGAUACACCUCACAUGGCUGCUGCUGAUCUCCGGGAUCCCGCGUGUUACAGCAAGCUAUCCGAUAUGGUGGUCAUUAGCGGUGGGACAUCAGUACUCGUCUGUAGCAUCUCGGCCUGUGCUGUGCAGCUCGAUCCCGGGUCUAGUGCCAAAGCAGCUGCGGUUCUGCAGGAAUUUUGCAGAGGUGAUGCCCAGUGUAGUGCAUGGCCUCAGCAUCGCUAUCCGCGAGUGUCAACACCAGUUCCGCGGCCGCCGAUGGAACUGCACUACUCUCAAUGACACACUCUCCAUCUUUGGUCCCGUCCUAGAUAAAGCCACAAGAGAAGCUGCGUUCGUUCACGCCAUCGCAUCUGCAGGAAUAGCGUUUGCCGUGACUCGAGGGUGUGCUGAUGGUUCAGCUACGAUCUGCGGCUGUGAUAUGAUACGUAAAGGUCCCCCGGGGGAGGGGUGGAAGUGGGGCGGCUGCAGCGAGGACGUUGAAUUUGGGAACAUGGUGUCACGAGAAUUUGCAGAUGCACGCGAGAACCGGCCCGAUGCCCGAUCUGCCAUGAACCGCCACAACAAUGAGGCUGGCAGGAUAUCCAUCACCGAACACAUGUACCUGAAAUGUAAAUGUCACGGACUGUCAGGAAGCUGCGAGGUGAAGACAUGCUGGUUUUCACAGCCGGACUUUCGCAAAAUCGGUGACUACAUGAAGGACAAAUACGACAGCGCCUCCGAGAUGGUGGUGGAGAAACACAGGGAGUCUCGGGGCUGGGUCGAAACCCUGCGGCCCAAAUACGCCUUCUUUAAACCGCCCACAGAAACAGAUCUCGUCUACUACGAAAGUUCGCCCAAUUUCUGUGAGCCGAACACGGAGACGGGUUCGUUCGGGACACGAGACCGCACGUGUAACCUGACGUCGCAUGGCAUCGACGGCUGCGAGCUGCUCUGCUGUGGCCGAGGACACAACACAAGGACGGAGAACCGCAAAGAGAAAUGUCACUGCGUCUUCCACUGGUGCUGCUACGUCAGCUGUCAGGAGUGUAUGCGUGUCUACGACGUCCACACCUGCAAAUAACCCGGACUAGUACGGAGAAAAUUGGUUUCUUUACUAACCUGCUAAAAUAUCGCUGAAAAGCAGGGUGUGUCCUGACUUUGCUGAGUGACAAGGCUUUCAAAGCAGAUAUAUAAUCAUCAAUAUUCACACACCUGUGAGCGCAUCAUAAUAACUGGACUCUGUAUUAAUACACCACUGAAAGCGUUACACAUAAGCCAUUGUUCUGUCCAUAGAACACCUUAAUCUUUGCCUGUCAUUUUGCUUAGCAACCAGUGUUUACUGUAACAGACUGCGGUGCAUGGAGGAAGAAUUGAUUAUAGCAAAAAUUUAUAAUUUAUUCAUAAUAAAUUCAAUUAUUUAUUUAGCACUAGAUUUUAUCAUAUUGUUUUUGUCAUGCAGGUAAGAGGGUUGUUCUCCACUUCAUGUUGUACCUAAGAACGCCCUUACCUGUGAUAAAAUCGCCGUAACACACACCCUCUCGUGUCAUAUAUCAUACAGUAUAAUAACUAAGCUAGCUUCCAAAAUAAUGCUAACAUUAGCAUUAUUUCGCUAAUUGCCCUUGUUAACCCAAAGAUGCUUGUCACUCCGCAAAAUCAGGACCUCCAGGAAGCUAAGGGGCACAAAAAAAGUGGUUCCCCUAUGAAUUUCAUCAUUCCUUCAAGAACCUUCUAUGAAAAUAUCCCUCUGGAUUAAAGUUGUCGAGUAACGGUCUUCCAAAAACAUCUCGUGUCAUCAUUCCCUUACAUAAUAGAUUAAAGAGAAAGGUCAAAACCGAGGUUGUUGUGGAUCCUGCAAUGAAAAAAGGGGGCGUGUCUUAUUACACACUACUGAACAGGCAGCUUCUUUCAGAGACAUUAAAAGACCUUACAUGACAAAGGGGACCCACUUGAAAAGGCUCUCACGUUCCCUUCUCAAAGGGACUAUCACACCAUUGUGAGGACGUUUCACUCGUUUAACUCUCAGAGGGAUGAUUCUUAACCCGACUUCAGAGAGAGAGAGAGAGAGCGAGAGAGAGAAGAAACAGAGGCGACUCAAAGUCUUACAUCGCCGAGCUCUGGAGACUUCUGCAAUUGUGCUGGGAAUAAAAAAAGAGGCUUUGUAAUGGCACGUGGCACCUGGUGUAACGUUUGUCCCCCAGCGACACAUUAGCUUUAGCCUCUUUGCUAACAACUUUAAUCAGCCAUUAGCGCUAUAUUGAAUUCUUAGUCGUUCCUAUAAAAGAUGGAUAUUUGAAUUUUUUAUACUAAGUGCCGUAUUAAAUGUUUAAAUGUGCAUACGCGUGUGAAAGAGAUUUAGCACUCAGCUAUUAGCACUCUGCUCUGCUAGUUUCAGCAUUAGCCUUUAACACGAUUUUUUUCUAAAACAGCUCAAUAUUUAGUAGCUACAUCAAAUAUUUCUUGAAAAAAGAAAGAAAAAAAAGUAAUUUCUGUGUUAUGUGUCGUGAGUAUGUAAAAGAGGUUUAUAGUGGUAUGUAGCAUGAUCACUGCCCAUUUCUAGCAUGCUGCUAGCAACAUAAAGUUAGCAUAAUUCCUAACCUCGUACACAAUUAGAAGAUAUUAGUGUCGUAUUUCAUUCUUUGAAAUAUUCUAUGAAAUAUUUUUGAGCUAAAAAAAGAAAAGAAAUUUGUGUGUUGAAAAGCUAUGAAUCUUAGUGACAAAUAUUUUAUAUAUAUUUUUGAUAGGAAAAUUUUUAUUUUGUGUGUGUGUGUGUGUGAGAGAGAGAGGGAGAGAGAGAGAGAAAGACAUGUUGUAGUAGCACUACUAGCAUAAGCGUUAACCUUUAUCCAUGUGAUAAAUAUUUCUUGAUAAAAUGUAGUGUGUGUGUGUGUGUGUGUGUGUGUGUGUGUUCAGGAAGUAUUCUGAGUACACGGUUAACAAGUUACUAAUUAGGUUAUGAGUUCCCAGUCAUGCCCGAGCGAGCGUUACAUUUUUCCGAAUUUCUCUGAAUUUGCUUGUUUGCUUUAUGAAUCAUAACUGGACUUUGUCCCUCAAUGUCACCAUUCUGUCCUUGUUGAAUGUUUCUGUCUAGACCUUUUUUUUUUCUACUUAUAAUCCUCCUCUUCUAACAGGAAACUGUUAGGAGAUCCCCCCCCCAUCCCCCCCACACACAGUUUGUUAGCUGUUAGCCUUAGAGAAUUAGCACUUCGGGUAAGCGCUAAUAUAGUACAUCGAGUCCCCUUUGUUUUUGUGUUAACAGUAUUAGCAACGUUUAAAAGGGCUGCUUUCCAGAAUAAACCUAACACUGGACCGAACAUGUCACUGUAGAAACACUGGAAAUACUCCACAUUAGGAAUGCUAACUUUUUGCUAGCUAGUUCUGAGAGAGUUUUCUUCCAUCCUAACUAGUUUAGUUCCUCUUACUGGGUCGUAUUCAGAGUCAGUAUAUUAAGUCCAAAAGUAUUUACGUGAGGACAGUUCCUGGUAUUCAGAAUCGGGUUUCACAGCUGUAGAGCUCCACUUUGAAAUUAUUGUUGCCAGAUUUUUCUUGGGUAAAAGUGUCUGAAUUUCUACUGCGGGGUUUUUCAUCAGCGUCUAGACCACUACCUUUAAA